Doryrhamphus excisus (bluestripe pipefish) is the source of this 1718-nucleotide messenger RNA. It is a transcript of the gene slc51a, whose product is annotated as solute carrier family 51 member A. NCBI's taxonomy places the organism in Eukaryota, Metazoa, Chordata, Actinopteri, Syngnathiformes, Syngnathidae. The record is from RefSeq and is a predicted model, not a curated record.
CCUGCUGAACAACAUAUUAGUGCACUGCCAAGUAGGAAGGCUCUUUUUCCUCGUUGAGGGACACACAAACAUCAUCCGACAUCAUCACUGCAACCGCGGAAGGGUCCAUCUUUGAAAAGUCGUCAUGAACGAGUCCAUCCCCACCGUGGACCCUCGCUGCUUGGACCAACCUCCGCUGGCUUUGGACAUCAUUCUCCAGUUGGACCUGUUUGGCGUGAUCUUGUACUCCAUCCUGACCUUCAUGGCGGUGGUGUCCAUGCUGAUCUUCAUGGAGGAGUGUGUUUACAUUUACAAGAAAGUGCCAGCCAAUAAGAAGAGCACCAUCAUAUGGGUGAACGGAGCGGCGCCCGUGAUCGCCGCCAUGUCCUGUAUAGGGAUGUGGAUCCCGCGCGCCACCAUGUUUACCGACAUGACCUCAGCCUGCUACUUUGCCAUCGUGGUGUUCAAGUUCCUCAUAUUGAUGAUAGAGGAGGUGGGCGGCGACGAGGCGUUCCUGCGGCGGGCGCCGAAGCACCAGUUGAGGAUCAGCACGGGGCCGUGCUGCUGCUGCUGUCCCUGCCUGCCGCAUGUGGCCAUCACACGGCGCUCUCUGUUCCUGCUCAAACUGGGCUCCUUCCAGUUUGCUCUGCUCAAGAUCGUCUUCACCGUCCUCUCCAUCGCUCUGUGGACCAACGGAACCUUCGACUUGGCUGAUCUGAACAUCACAGGAUCAGCAAUAUGGAUCAACCCCUUUGUGGGCAUCUUGACCAUCAUCGCCCUGUGGCCCGUCGCCAUCACCUUCAUGCACCUCAAGACCACCUUACGCACCAUAAAGAUCAUCCCCAAGUACGCCAUGUACCAGCUGGUGCUGGUCCUGACCCAGCUGCAAAGCGCCAUCAUCAACAUCCUGGCUUUGAACGGAACCAUCGCCUGCGCGCCGCCGUUCUCGUCCGCCGCCAGAGGAUACAUGAUGAGUCAGCAGCUGUUGAUCCUGGAGAUGUUCAUCAUCACGCUGGUGACGCGUCUGCUCUAUCGCCGCCUCUACGACCCGCUGCCCGAGGAUGAAUGCAACGACGCCGACGACGACGAGAAGGCCAAAAUGGUUACCCUGCCGGAAGCUGUAUGAGUCGGUCUUAAACGGGAACAUUCCCGUGGAUUUGAUCAGGAGAUGGUCGGAUAUUCACCUUACUGAGCAGACUUCCUGCUUGCACAAACUUUGAGUGGAGAAACUCUGCUGCUGGCGGUUGCCAUCAUAACAAAGUGACGCAAGAACAACGUUUAUAUUUGACGUGUUACAGGUAAUUAUUUUUUUCAUAUACAACUAGGAAAAGGGAAUAUUUAACUAGAUUAUUUUCAUUACAUGCUGGAUGCCAAUUUACAUUUUUUUUAAUGCUCAAGUUCCCAAUAAUAUAACAUUUCAGGGACUUUACAUUCAAUGCAAUUUCUCCAUAGAAAUAUACAUGGAAUUGUUACCAAGACAUACUAUAUUGAUAUAAUGUCCUUCAGGUGAUGGUAAAAAAUGUUGUUUUAUCUUUUAUGAUGCUGCACCCUUUCUGUCACACUUAUAUUUCAAAGACACUAUAUUCCAAAGAUGCUGUCAUGCUUUCCUAUUAGAGUGCUAUUCUAUUGUUCCACUAGAUGGCAGCAGAAACCACACUAACGUAGGACGUGGCAGAUGACGUUCGGAAUACAAAUAUUUGUAACGUUAUAAAUUAAUAAAAAAACAUUUUUGAAUUUGA